Molecule: messenger RNA, 2864 nt
Organism: Camelina sativa (false flax)
Lineage: Eukaryota; Viridiplantae; Streptophyta; Magnoliopsida; Brassicales; Brassicaceae
Product: protein GRAVITROPIC IN THE LIGHT 1
Biological process (GO): negative gravitropism; response to red or far red light
Source: RefSeq, a predicted model, not a curated record
UACAGUUCGUUUUCAAUGAACUUCGAGUACCACUUUGGUUUUAACCUCUCUGGGGUUUACUGGUUGGAUGUUUCCUCGACUCCAUUUCCAGAUUUCAAUAAUCACUAUCUUUAACAUAAUAACUCACUAAUUCUCCUUCAGUUUGUGUGUAUUAUGGUCUAAACCAGUAAACCGUAGUGAAAUCGAGAAUAUGAUUGUUUUGUGAGUAGCUUGUGACUGUACUAAAAUGUUAGGUAGCUAUUUUAGGCUUUGAUGCUGUAUUACUUUCUUUUUUCAAUUGAGUGGAUUCUAGUUUGAUGACCAUUCGACAGAAUCAUAUACAUAUAAUAUAAACAUGUGUGUGUUUGUGUGUGGGGGUACUUUUUAUUUCUUGGAUUCUAGUUUAACUGAUUUGGUUUGUAGCAAUUAUGAAUCCUGAAUACUCUAAUCCUCUUUCUCAGUAUCCCAUAAUUGCCAACUUAUGAAUAACUUUGAGUAUCUCUAUGUAUUCGAAACUCAUUAGUUCUUUUUGUUUUCACUUUUGAACUUUUUUCUUGACUGUUCCUUUUCAGAGAAAAGUGAAAAAGAAAUAAGAACGAGGGGUGUUGAAUUAUUUGCAUGUGUCAUGUGUGUGUUCUGCAGAUGUGAGAUAACCCAUUUGGGUGUUAUUAUAUUAUAUGUAUUUUUUCUCACUUUUGUUUGAUUCUAUAGUAGCAGCACAAUUUGACUGAAUAGCCCCACACAUAUAUAGCAAAAGAUUUCAGAACAUUAAAAAAAAAAAGUAGAUCGGUUCUUGAAAAGAAAAUGGUACUACACACGCAAGUUGUUUAUUCUUCUUCCUUGGACAUUUCUUAAUUCUUUAUUCCUUACAAAUAAAAAACAUUUUCAUUUGUAUAUGAACCACAUUGUCCCCACAACUCUGGAUGAAUCUUUAAGCUGUAUCCACUUGAUAAUCUAGGCAUGUAUACCUCUUUCUCUCUGUUUACUAUAUUUAUUGCAUACCUCUUUCUCUCCUUUGUGACCCAAAAGUGUAGUGUGAAACAUUAGUGAAACAAUCUCUUCAAAGCUUCUUCUCUGCUCUUCCAUCUUUUCUUUUUUUUUGUUGUUGUUAACUAAAGAAGUCUAUAAAGAGAAGCUCCAUCAAUGAUGGAGUCUGUGAAACCAAUGGAUGUUGCUUCAGGAAAAGGAAAACUCAGACGCACAUUUGCCAAGGUUAUCAACAUUAAGAAGCUAACCGGUGUUGUUCCAGAAGACAACAAGGUUGAGAGAGUGAAGAAGAGCCAAGAGAAUGUUACGUUUGAUAAAGAUAUAGUGAAGAAUGCCGCAAAUCUCUCCGAGUCCUUUGACAAACUGGAGGAAGAGUACGAGAAAAGGCUUGCCUUGGAAGCUCUUCUCGCAAAGCUGUUUGCUACGAUAUCUUCCAUAAAAUCUGGUUAUGCGCAGUUGCAGUAUGCUCAGUCUCCGUAUGAUCCAAAUGGGAUUCAGAAAUCAGACAACUUGGUAGUAGCAGAGUUGAAGACAUUGUCAGAGCUGAAACAGAGUUUCUUGAAGAACCAGCUUGAUCCAAAUCCUGAUAGAACACUUGUUCUUGCGGAGAUUCAAGAACUGAAAAGCCUCUUAAAGACUUAUGAGAUCAUGGGGAAGAAGCUUGAGUGUCAGUUAAAGCUUAAAGACUCUGAGAUCAUAUUUCUCAAAGAAAAGUUUGAAGAAUCAAUGAGUCAGAACAAGUUGAUGGGGAAGAGACUAAACCAAAGCGGCCAACUUUGCAAUCCACUGGAUCAUAAUCUUCAUCUAUCGGCGCUAAAUCCAACCCAUUUCGUUACUUAUCUGCACCACACUGUCAAACCGAUCCGAGGAUUCGUCAAAUUAAUGGUUGAUCAGAUGAAACUCGCAGCUUGGGACAUCGAUAUGGCAGCUGAUGCGAUACAACCUGAAGUAUUCUAUUACAAGCAAGACCACAAGUGUUUCGCUUUCGAGCAUUACGUUUGCAAUGUAAUGUUUGAAGCGUUUCAUCUACCUUACUUCUCAAACGAAUCAUCAUCGAAGAAGAAGAAGAGCAAAGAAGACAAAGCAAUGUUCUUUGAGAGAUUCACAGAGCUUAGAUCGAUGAAACCAAAAGAGUACUUAGCAUCACGACCUAAAUCAAGAUUUGCUAGGUUCUGCAGAGGGAAGUAUCUGCAGCUCAUACAUCCCAAAAUGGAGGAAGCGUUCUUCGGACAUUUGCAUCUAAGAAACCAAGUCACUGCAGGUGAGUUCCCGGAGACGAGCUUGUGCACUGCGUUUCUCGAAAUGGCGAAAAGGGUUUGGCUUUUACAUUGCCUUGCUUUCUCCUUCGACCCUGAAGCUUCAAUCUUUCAAGUACCUAAAGGUUGUAGAUUCUCGGAAGUGUACAUGAAGAGCGUGGCGGAAGAAGCGUUUUUCUCGCCGGAGGAUGACGGAAACUCGUCGGAAUCCGAGCCGGGAGUUGCGUUUACGGUGGUUCCCGGGUUUAGAAUUGGGAAAACGUCGAUACAAUGCGAGGUCUACCUCUCACGUUCAUGUCAACGCCAUCCGAUCAGAUAAAGUCCCGGCGAUGAUGUCACAGGGGUAUUAGAGUAAUUUAGUUGGUGGGGGACUUUUUUUUGGGGGUAGGAAAAAUAAUAAAUGAGGGAGAGAGAAAAAUUACUGACCGUUGGAUUCAGGGAAAAGGCAAAGUAUUAUGUGCUUUGUUGAGUUGAGAUUUAUGGUUUAUGUUUUUUGCUUUGUCAAUAUUAGAGAGAGCAGAAGAGACAGAAGCAUCUCUUAGCUGUUUUCCAUGGAAUUAUUACAUGUCGUCACUCACUACCUUCUAUUCUAUCAUAUGUAAAUAGUUUUCGUCAUAAUUUAUAAAAUAUUAAUUAUUGCUA